CGCAGCCAAAUAACGGCCUAAAGUGUUUCACUUGUGACCCCUCCACCUUUCAAUGCACCUCUCAAUUACAAUGUCAGGGAGUGGAGGACCACUGCUUUCAAGUGAAUGGUGCAGUAUCAUCAUCAUGAAACACUGAUCCACAGUACUUACCUGAUCAUCAUGAUGAAGCUGAUCCUUUCUCUGACUCUCAUCUGGGCGCUCUCCAGCACAGCUGGAGCACUUCAGUGUCUACGCUGCGCAAAUCCAGACUGUUCAAACACAGUAACAUCAACAUGUUCUUCAGAGACCAUGUGUACAACAGCUUUGAUUCAAACCCCUUCAUUUGGAGUUACAGUCCCGCAAAUCAUCAAGGCGUGUGCACCAUCCUCCGUGUGUCCAGCUACAGGCUCUCAGGCAUUUUCAUUUAACGCGGGUCUUGUGCAGAUAGUUGCAUCUCUUCGGUGCUGCAACACAGAUAAAUGCAACACAGACAAUCUAACUGAGCCUGUUCUUCAGCCAAACAGCCUAAAGUGUUUCACUUGUGACCCCCUCAUUUCUCACUGCAACUCAUCUCAAUUACAAUGUAAGGGAGUGGAGGACCGCUGCUUUAAAUUGAAUGUGACGACUGGAGGCAAUACUUCUCCAUUCUCUGGCUGUGCAUCUGCAAACCUGUGUGCACUUGGUGACAGCCUGAGUAGCCUACCUCUCUUGCAAAGUUUUGGUAACAUCAGUAAACCAUCCUGUUGUGGGACCAGUUUGUGUAAUGCUGUUACAACAACUGCCAGUGACGCCGGCUGUAUGAGUCUGCUGCUGGGAGUCCUCAUCUUUACCCUCCGUUUUUUUGAAGCCUGAUUUUGGGUUUACUGCUCUCUUACAUCUGAAGUUGGCAGUUAGUGGGGCUAGAAAAUCCAAAUUAAGAAUUCAGGGAUGGAGUCUGGAUGAAGCUGAGGUGGGACUCAAAGGC
Messenger RNA from Micropterus dolomieu (smallmouth bass), 943 nucleotides. RefSeq names its product urokinase plasminogen activator surface receptor-like. The record is from RefSeq and is a predicted model, not a curated record. NCBI's taxonomy places the organism in Eukaryota, Metazoa, Chordata, Actinopteri, Centrarchiformes, Centrarchidae. The transcript has 6 exons. The coding region runs from base 106 to 831 and encodes 241 amino acids.